AUGUCGCUUCACCUUCCGUCCAUCAUUUCCAACUCUUUCCGACCACACCAUCCCUUCCUCAUCCUCGAAUCCUCCCUCGUCCAGUCAUGUCUUCCCAUAUUACGCGCGAUUGUCGCCCAGAAGGGCUCUAAAGGGCACACUUUACUUUUUUGCUUGUUGCAUCCUCCCUCAUCCCUUGUAGACGACCCUGCGCGUCUCCAAUCUGAAAAUCUCAAAGUUUUUGACAGAACACAUUGUGUACCGGAAUACGAUGAUGACUACGUAGAUCCACGAGAUUUUAUCCUCGACGUCGUCAAAGCCGCCCCUCCAGGUCCACUCAAUGUCAUAAUCGACUCGGCGGACUUGCUCUGCGAUGACAUUGGCUCGCCGUCGCAGACGCAUGCGCUGAUCAUCUCUCUCCUGCAACUUAUCCGCGCACGCCCAUCGCCCUCGCGCCUUGUCCUACACCUCCUCAGCCCAACGCCGCUCCUCCCCCUUCUCCUUCCACCCCGCGUCUCUCCCUCCCUCACCCACCUCACCGCGCACCCCCCAUCCUUGCUCACACACCUCUCCACCACGCAAUUCAUGACCCCUCCCCCCUCAACCCCCGCCGCCGCAUUCUGGCGCGUCUUCGCGCCCCUCGCGGCGCGCACGUGGGAGGUCGAGCGCCUCGUCUACGGCGCCGGCGACGAAGGUGCGGGAUCUGGGUGGAACGAGACGGUAGUGGAGGUGUUGCUGCGCGGUCCCGGAGCCGGUGUCGGCGAGGGGAAGAGGCGAGGUGCCGAGCGCGUCCUGGAGGGCUGGGUAAGUGGCAAGGGCCCCUGUGAGCUCGCGCAGCUGGACAGCCUCAAGAAAAUAUGGACGAGAAAAGCCUCCGACGAGGCCCAGCGCGACCCCACCCAAAAUCUCUCCUUCAGCCUCAAUCUCACGACAGAGCAGCAGCAGUCCCGCGCGAGUGUCCCCCUCCCGUAUGCUCACGACGGCAAGACAUCUGAGGUGUUAGAGACAAGUAGUACUGGUGCUAUAUUCUAUGAUCCAGAUUCUGCGGAUGACCUAGAUGACGAUGAUCCCGACGAAGACCUGGAUAUCUGAAUUAUCAGAUUCAUCUUGAUGUAUCAAGUAUGCUUUACCAUGGGUGUAUCCACUACAAUAUCUUUGUGUCCUGGCACGCAG
Messenger RNA from Heterobasidion irregulare TC 32-1, 1152 nucleotides. RefSeq lists its product as uncharacterized. The record is from RefSeq and is a predicted model, not a curated record. The transcript is spliced from 5 exons. Gene Ontology annotation, biological process: tRNA wobble uridine modification. The coding region runs from base 1 to 1071 and encodes 356 amino acids. Gene Ontology annotation, cellular component: nucleus; elongator holoenzyme complex; cytosol. Lineage: Eukaryota; Fungi; Basidiomycota; Agaricomycetes; Russulales; Bondarzewiaceae. Gene Ontology annotation, molecular function: tRNA binding.